CUUUUCCGGUGACGCCAUGGAUCUUCGUCGAAGCUCGAUUUUGCUUUUGAUCAUUGCGUUGUUAUCUCCCAGGACACUAUCAAUGCGUUACGAGUUAAAGUCUUCGAAAACGAAAUGCAUCGGUGAGGAGAUUCACGAAAACGCCAUGUCUAUUGGUAAAUACUUCAUCGUAAACCCUAACGAAGAUCAUCAUCCUCUUCCUGAUUCUCACAAGAUCAUCGUCAAGGUGAUGCCACCACAAGGGAAGAAUUUGCACGAAGCCGAUAAUGUAGAGGCUGGUCAGUUCUCGUUUACUGCUUAUGAAAAUGGGAGUUACGUAGCGUGCAUCACUGCCAUUGAUUAUAAGCCGGAGACCACGUUGACUAUUGAUUUUGAUUGGAAGACUGGUGUUCACUCUAAGGAGUGGACCAAUGUGGCUAAGAAGAGUCAAGUUGAUAUGAUGGAGUAUCAGGUUAAGACCUUGAUGGAUACUGUUAUUUCCAUACAUGAGGAGAUGUAUUAUCUUCGUGAAAGGUAACAGACAAAGAACAAACCUUUUAAGCCUUAGUUUUGUUUGGUCGGAAGAGAGAGAGAUGAUGAGGUUAAUUAAUACUUAAACCAUACAUUUUGUGAGUUUGAUAAUCCAUUAUGCAAAAAAGGUUCAUUUUGCUCUCUAUCUCAUCUUUCAUUCUUAU
Arabidopsis thaliana (thale cress) is the source of this 674-nucleotide messenger RNA. RefSeq names its product emp24/gp25L/p24 family/GOLD family protein. Bases 17 to 517 code for a protein of 166 amino acids. The transcript is spliced from 3 exons. Gene Ontology annotation, cellular component: membrane. The record is from RefSeq and is marked reviewed. NCBI's taxonomy places the organism in Eukaryota, Viridiplantae, Streptophyta, Magnoliopsida, Brassicales, Brassicaceae.